Messenger RNA from Erpetoichthys calabaricus (reedfish), 4320 nucleotides. Its product is annotated as zinc finger protein 62 homolog. The transcript has 4 exons. The coding region runs from base 166 to 3576 and encodes 1136 amino acids. The record is from RefSeq and is a predicted model, not a curated record. NCBI's taxonomy places the organism in Eukaryota, Metazoa, Chordata, Cladistia, Polypteriformes, Polypteridae.
GCUCUACAGUUUGUAGUCGGCUCGAUGGUGCUUUGGGAGGCCAAAGAAACGGUCUGGGGCCGCGGUUUGGAAAAAGACUUAAAAAAAGCAAAAUAUGUGAAAAAAGAAAAGACUUCCAGAAUUCAGAAGACUCCAUCUUCCGUUCUAGCUUUGUAGAGAUCCUCAAUGCAGCCUUCAGCCUUUUCUGAGCCAUUUCCCCAAGAGGACACUCCAAAUUUCAAAAGGAAGGAGUAUAGAAUGUCCACUGAGAAAAACCAGGAUGAGCUGGCUUUGAAGAGAUCUAAAAUGCAUCCCCCAGCUUCUCCUGAGCUAACCACACAAAAAGAUUGUCCCAGUUUCUUAAAACAAGAGGGCAGAGUGUCUACUGAUGAAGAGGAGGAGCAAGAGGAGAGAAUACGCAGGUACAGGCCAUCACUGCUGCCAAAAAGACAGAUGAAAAAACGAGCCAUCCAUGCAGUUACUAAAGAGGAUAGGUGGGUGAACAAAGAGCAAAAAGAAAGGAGCAAAUUGGUCAAAACUGAAGAUAAGAGUGAUCAUUCUGAUGACACAGAGGAGCGGCACCUCUCCACCAAGCUGCCUGACCAGUUUGCUAAUCAGCACGUCUCCAAAAGUGGUUCUCAUUCAGAGACUGAUGACAUGGUCUGUUCCAAGGAUGUUCUAGUAAACCGGUCUAAGCAGCGCAGUCGGCACUUAUUAUUGAGUGAUAAAAAGAAACGUUUGACCAGCAAACUAAAGACUGAUAUGUUCUGCAAAGAAAACUCUACACAGGCAGAAACAGAAGAGAAAAGGCCUUCCUCGCUUGUCAGCAGACCUGGAGUAAACAUAUCCCAGGGUAACAAUCCCAGGAUUCUGAUUCCAGGGACAGGUAUAAAAUUGUCAGAAUUAGGCCUAGAGUCUGAGUCUUCUGAUCCUUCAGAUCCAGAUCCGGCUGAGUUGGACGAUCUAGAAGAAGAUUUGGGUGAAGAUGAACCUGAAACAGGACUUUAUGGUGAAAAAUACAUUGAUGAAUUUGGACAGAACUGCUAUGGCAAAUCACCUCGCAAGUCAGCAGAUUACUUUAGCAGCUUCAUCACAAAGGGACAGAGCAAAUACAGUGGAUCUUUCCACCCCACUCAAGGUGUUUUCAAAAAGAUGAAGUCAAGCUGUCAAGCUGAAAAUGAAGGAACUCCAAAUGCCAACUAUUCUGAAAAGGCACAAGACAUGGGAGAUGUUGGAGAGACAGCGGAGGGGACCUGCUUCAUUGAUGAAUUUGGAAUUGAACACUCCUCUGUGACACAGGAUGAUGCAAAGCCAUUGACCCUCAGGGAGGAUAACCAUCGAAAUGUAAAAUCCGAGGCGGAAACAACCUUGCAUACCAGCAUAAAAAAGAAGCCUAACACAGAGGAGGUUGGAAAUGUUGAAAAUCUGUACCCACUUCGCCACCGGGUUACAUCUCUUCACAAGAAAGCAAAAAAGAUGAGUAGCCAGACAGACCCUAAGGUUUCUUGUAAUAAUAAAAAAGAUAAAAAAGCUGACCCAAGCCGCAAUGUGGACAUGGAGACCUCUUUGAAAAGUGAAGUGGUUAGCAAAAAGAUGGUUGAACCUGAAGCAAGUGAGGAAAAUAUCUCUUACUGUGAAGAGGAUCUGCAGGUCAAAGUGAUUGAGGAUGAUGAGGAAGAGGAGGAUGAAGAUGGAGAUAAUUCUGAUGAUGACAAAGUUAAUUUUGAAGAAGAGAAGAAGAAGAAGAAAGACAACAAAAAAUAUACACAGAGCACAAAAGCUCUCCGUUCUAGAGUGUUUAUCAAUGAAAUGGGCCAGGAGCAGAACAAGGUUGUGGAAGAAGAGGAGGAUUUUGAUGAACAGGAGGUAGCUGAUGAGGACGACGAAGAGGAGGAAGCUGAUGAAGAAGAUGAUGUAAGCAGUGAUGAGACAUAUGCCAAAGAAAAGAGGCCUCGCAGACGGAAAGCUGUCUCCUCCAUAUCGUCAUCAUCAUCAUCCUCGUCUUCAUCACCACACAGAAAGCAGAAAAGCCGUGGCCUUCAGGGUGAAUCCAAAUCCAAGGAAGAGCUUUUCCACUGCAGUGUGUGCGACCAGACUUUCCGCUUCAAGUCUGGGCUGAAGCGACACUUUGCACGUCACACUGGGGCAAAGCCCUACCCCUGUCCUCAUUGCCCUAAAACAUUUAAGCAUUCGUUCAACUUAUCAUCUCACUUACGCACUCACACUGGAGAGAAGCCUUAUCUUUGCCCCAUAUGCAACAAGGGUUUUAGAGACUCAACGGGCUUGCUCCAUCACCAUGUAGUGCACACUGGGGAGAGGGCACACCAGUGUCCUGUAUGCAACAGCCGCUUUUCACUCCGGAGCAACCUGCAGCGGCAUCUGCGUCGUAUGCACAAGGGGUGGACACCACCUGCAGGUUCAAACGGCCAAGAAAACUCAGAGGCGGCUUUGUCUUCAGAGGGAGCAGAAGCAUCCACAACACAUUCCUGCAGGGACUGUCCAAAAGUUUUCACCUCUGCUGUAAAACUAAAGAAACAUCGGGCUAUCAUUCAUGGUGACUGGCCUGAGCCUCCAAAGCCUCUUCCUUGCGACAUCUGUGGCAAGAUCUUUCGCCAGCAGUGGGAGCUUGAGCGACAUUUUAUGCUGCACGCGGGAGAGCGUCCCCAUGGCUGCUCUGAGUGCGGAAAGAACUUUGCAACCAAAAGUGCCCUGGCCCGCCACCAGAUCACACAUCGAGAAGAAAGGCCAUUUCCCUGUCAGCUGUGUGGCAAGACCUUUGGCACCCCUCGCUAUCUGAAAGCUCACUUGGAGACGCACGUGGAGGGCACACCAUAUGAGUGUGAUGUCUGCCACCGCCGCUAUAGUCUAGCGUCUAGCUUACGCAAGCACAAACGGCGACAUCAACGAGAGAUGAGAUUGGAGGAGACUAUCAAAAAAACUGACUCUGGCCCCCUUGUGUGCCCUGACUGCGGUUUGCGGUUUCCUGAGGGUGCCGCCGAGAAGCUAAGGCUUCAUUCCUGCCCUCGGCCUAAGAAACCCAAGGACCCAAAUGAGGUUUACAUUUGCAGUGAAUGCGGCAAGACCUUCUCUAGCUCCUCAACACUUCGACGGCACUUCACCAUUCACACCGGUGAAAAACCAUUCCAGUGUGAAUCCUGUUCCAAGCGCUUCCGUACAGCCUGUCUUCUAAGACUGCAUCGACGCAUACAUAGCGAGGACCGACCUUUUGUCUGUGAGGUUUGUACCAAGACCUUUCGUUUUCAGGGUGCUCUCCAACGUCACCGUCUGGUCCACGAGAGGCGGAAACAUGUCCCCGAACCUGAACCUGACCCCAGGAAGCGUCAUAUCUGCCCUGAGUGCCCAAAACGGUUCCGCAGCCCACGAGAGCUACGCCGUCACCUACUGGUGCACACUGGGGAAAAACCAUAUGAAUGUGAGCUCUGCAGUAAGCGGUUCAAGCAGGAAUCCUACCUUAAAUACCACCGCCUGCUGCAUGCAGAAGAGAAGCCUUUCCAUUGUGGAGAAUGUGAGAAGAGCUUCAUAUCGCCUUACCACCUGACACGGCACAUCCGGGAUGUGCAUAAGAUUAAAGGCUGAGAGGUAGUAUGACACGGAGGGGGCAAAUCAACACCAGCAGCCAUGAGACUGAAUCACCCUCCUGUUUUUUCCUCAAAUAUUUCAUAAUGUCCCUGCAAGCAGACAUGUGGCAUCCAUGGUAACUUCAUGAACUAUCAUUUAUAAACAUUGAUGGAUAUUCACACAUACAGACACUCCAGAGGUAUUUGUUAAAAAUACUCCUCAUGUGUACACAUGCGUGUGUGUUUGCACUGGCUACCUUGCACCACAGUCUGACAUUCUUGGUGAUAUGAAGGUAAUGGUUUGUGCAAGUGAAGGCUCCAAGCCCAUGUUAGGGGGGGGAACAAAAGAUAAAAAGACUGAAUGUGCCGUGGCAAAAUUUUACACACACAAGAAAAAACUGUUUCUCAAUCCUGUAAGACUUUAGUUCACAGUUUGUCAUUUCUUAUAUUUAUAUAUAAUAUAUACGCAGUGUGUAUGUGUAUGUAUAUGUUUAUGAAUAUAUACUUGUACGUACAUGUAUGCAUGUUUGUGUAUAUAUAUAUAUAAAUUAAAAAAUAAAAACAUGCAUAUCUUUUUAUGUUGUAUGUUUUUUAAAUAUACAGUAAGCCCUACAGCUGCUACUUUGCCUCUGCUGUUGUUAAAUGAUACUGACUCUACCUUUUUUUUUUUUUUUUUUUUUUUCCCCCCCAGUCUGAUCUGUCAUUUACCCUUCCUUGUGUCCAACAGCUGGGCCAGUUGUUCGGCCUGUGAUUUCAUUUUUUU